This is a messenger RNA of Microcebus murinus (gray mouse lemur), 553 nucleotides long. RefSeq names its product histone H2B type 1-K. The record is from RefSeq and is a predicted model, not a curated record. Gene Ontology annotation, cellular component: nucleosome. Gene Ontology annotation, molecular function: DNA binding; protein heterodimerization activity; structural constituent of chromatin. Lineage: Eukaryota; Metazoa; Chordata; Mammalia; Primates; Cheirogaleidae.
AUAUAAGAACGACUCGCCGCACUUUCGUUUCGCUAUUUUUGUCUCUGUUUUAACUUCGGUGUUUUCUUUCACGAUGCCUGAGCCAGCGAAGUCAGCUCCCGCUCCUAAGAAGGGCUCCAAGAAGGCCGUUACUAAAGCCCAAAAGAAGGACGGGAAGAAACGCAAGCGCAGCCGCAAGGAGAGCUACUCCGUGUACGUGUACAAGGUGCUGAAGCAGGUCCACCCCGACACCGGCAUCUCCUCGAAGGCCAUGGGCAUCAUGAACUCGUUCGUCAACGACAUCUUCGAGCGCAUCGCGGGCGAGGCCUCUCGCCUGGCGCAUUACAACAAGCGCUCGACCAUCACCUCCAGGGAGAUCCAGACGGCGGUGCGCCUGCUGCUGCCGGGAGAGCUGGCCAAGCACGCUGUUUCAGAGGGUACUAAGGCCGUCACCAAGUACACCAGCGCCAAGUAAACUUCUCAAGGGGGGACUUCCUCUGGAAUUUCCUGAUCUGAUCAAGAAAGCUUCCUACCAAAAAAAACCCACAGUUGCCUUCUAUCCCCUCUCGGUUUA